Messenger RNA from Bicyclus anynana (squinting bush brown), 2058 nucleotides. RefSeq lists its product as uncharacterized. The record is from RefSeq and is a predicted model, not a curated record. Lineage: Eukaryota; Metazoa; Arthropoda; Insecta; Lepidoptera; Nymphalidae. The transcript is spliced from 9 exons. Bases 108 to 1679 code for a protein of 523 amino acids.
UUUUCUACUUCAAUCUAUAAAAAAAUAAAAUUUAAAAGUUUGUGAUUUUUUUUACAUACCUACCUUGUGAAAUAAAUAGUAUUCACUUUUCAGUAUAUUUUUUUCUAAUGGAACCACUGAAUGACAUGUCAAACGAAUGGAUGGAAUCAUUUUCCCCCGCUCCAGAAGACUGUACUAACUCAGCUACAUUUGUAAAAAAAAUAAGUUGGAUAAUGAUCAGUACUAUUUCAUAUUUGAAGGACGCGUUGCCCGAAAACAGUUACACGAUGGAAACUUUUAAAGAUUUCAGAUUACAUAUUUUAAAAAAGGACUGUAGUAACGGUAUAGGAAACUUCUUAAGUUCGGCGCUGGCGGACGCUUUCGACGCUUUGGAUAAACAAUAUCUUCGCAAACUGGCGUUCUGCUUCUACGAGCCCGACUGUCAGCUGGGGAACAUGAUAGAGAGUCAUGUCUUCGAGUACGUGUACUACAAGGAAGGCGUAUCUGUGAAGUAUUCGAGGAACGCAGGCGCAUCCACACAGAAGCAUAGCUUCGAAGACCAGACAGUCGACUUGAUGAAGGCCAUCUUCUCUGUGAUGCGCUCUUGUCAGAAUAAGCUUCCCACUGUAUUCGGCAUCAGUCUAAAGCUCUUUUACUAUAAAGACACUCCGGAGGACUACGUCGCGCCCGGGUUCAAGUCUGAUGAGGGCGUAGACCACUCCGAGCACGACCAGACUAAGAAGGGCUUAGUCCUGGGUCGCGUGGACACCGACUUCCAUACGCUUCGCUUCACGUCUUACGUCAAAGAAUACGAGUCCUCCGCACAAACUGCGCCACCGAACCGUGAGGCGUUACCAAAUAUUCCAUCGAUGUCGAAUAAAACAGAAGGAAUAGAUCCUCGCGUGGUGUGCCCGUGCUCGAAGAAAGAUGAUCCGACGCAGUACCAAGACGACGUACUUCUCACUUGUUUUUACUGCAACACGCUGCAGCACGCGGCGUGCUUCGGCAUUUUCGAAGAUGCGACAAGUCUGUCGCGCCACUGCUGUGUCGUCUGUCGCGACGAGGACGCUACGCGACUGCCCACCGACCUCAGGCUUGUGCUUUUGCCGCCUAAGAGGAGAAUCAGCCUGUGCCUGUUCCGGCGCGCGCUGAAGCUGUGCUCGCAGCGCGAGUUCGUGGACGCGCGCGCGCUCGCCGACAGGUUCCGCGAGUCGGCGCGCAACACCACAAGGAUGAUGAGCUCGCUGCACAAGCAAGGCGUCGUCCAGCUGACUCCGGAUAUUCAUUCCAACAAUCCACGAAAUGUAAUUAAGGAAAACAUCAAAAAAGUUUUUGCAAAACUGUGUAGCCUAAGAGAACAGAAUAUAAGCGACAGUCUCAUAGACGAAAUAGAAGGAGCCCUAUCUCAAAAUACGCAAGAAUCUGUGAUAGAGCACGCACUCACGACCAUCGACAAAGAAGACCUCAGCAAUGCUUCCAAUCUGGGGAGGGUUAUAAAGAAACCAGAGACAAGGUCAUACGACGAGAACCCGACUCUGAAAGCUUACAGAGAUAUUUUUAUUACAGAGGAAAUUGUAGAUCCACUCCUAGCUCGUAAUGUUAGCGACUCGGAUAAAAGAAAGAUGGAGGGAACGGUUACUGAUACUGGGAAUAAAAGACGUAAGUUACAACUUCAACGUAAACCGAAGGCUGGGAUGUAGUGUAAAUAAUUUGUUGUUUAAAAUAAGUACCUACAUGUAAUUGUUUUUAUUUCAUUAAUAUAAGAAACAUUAAUUAUCAGAAGAUAUUUAGUUUUAACAACGAAUUAUUUUUGAAAAACAAUAAUAUGAAAGUAAUUUAUAUUUCUGUUGGUAUAUAAUUAAUUUAAGUCAGUAAAAAAUAUUUAAGUUAGGAAAUAAUAAAAGAAAGAAAGAGGUAAUAAUACGUUAUAUACCUACCUAAACGAUUUUGGCCCACAAAACCAUUUUUUUUUUCAAUAAAUAAUAAAAAAAGAAGUACAUUUUAAAAAUAAUUUAUAUUUGUACAACAUAAUUACAUAAAGAUUGUAAGUCAUAUGGUUAAUAAAGUUGAUUACAUUUU